Molecule: messenger RNA, 489 nt
Organism: Gongylonema pulchrum
Lineage: Eukaryota; Metazoa; Nematoda; Chromadorea; Rhabditida; Gongylonematidae
Source: the annotation of a GenBank genome assembly
AAAUUCACUGUAGCGCCUGAUUGGACAAUCAAGAAGAUGGAUGUGAGUGUGGAAAUGCCGGAUGAAAUUGAUUUGGCAGCAUUCCGUGCUUGCGGUAAACAACCCACCGAAAAGUUGUUGCCGGCCAAGACUGCUGAUUUCUCACGUGGCAAAUCAACUCCGGAUAUUGACAAUGAACUGUGUGCAAUGGGUUUUACGCCACAAGCUUCACGUCGUGCAGUUUACAUGACCAAAAAUACGGGCAUACAAGCAGCAUCAACAUGGAUUCUAAAUCAUAUGAGUGACAAAGAUAUCAACGAGGAGCAUCCCGAUCUCAUUAGCGUGACAAGUUCAGCAGAUCCUGGAGCAAUUGAACAGCUUACAAAUCUCGGCUUCACCGUCUAUCAAGCACGUUAUGGACUUAACAAAAUGAAAGUGCGGCCAUCAAUGGUUCAUUUGCUUAAUCGCUGUGCAAGUCCCGGUCUCAAUUAUAAUAUCAUAAGUGCAUAA